Molecule: messenger RNA, 652 nt
Organism: Trematosphaeria pertusa
Lineage: Eukaryota; Fungi; Ascomycota; Dothideomycetes; Pleosporales; Trematosphaeriaceae
Exons: 1
Coding region: 88-549 (153 amino acids)
Source: RefSeq, a predicted model, not a curated record
CAGAGCCGCAUCGACUUGCUCGCAACGCCCUGGAACCUCAACAUAGCUGCCGCGAACUGUCUUGUUUCUCAGCCAUGCUAGCCUCAUAUGCGUAUCGGUUUUCUUCCAUCAGCUUCGAUUUUUAACAUCUCAAUAUCUUGCCAUAUUCCAUCUUGCUCAAUCUUCGAAUACAUGGGGCCGGAGCCCGUGACCUUACUCGCCCACGUAUCACCCGCAUCUCCCCAUUACGUCGCCACAAUCACCCCCACCUCCAGACUCAAGACGGGGAAUCGGAAUGCCAAGCACGAAGCACCAGCUUCGACUCCCAAGCUCCCCUUCAAGACGAGACUGCAGCAUCUGGGUCCGCUGCGAUGCGGCAUCCCGCGUGGGCGUGUGCAUGCUCACGGAUUCGCAUACGGGUGUCGUACAAAGCCAGCAAGAGCGAGGAGAAAAAGGGAACGGGGGUUGUGCUGCGGAUCUGCGGAAGUGACGGUGGUAACGUUACCCGGGCCAUACAGGAGUCGAUCUGUCCGAAGAGAAGGGCGCCACAUAGGGGGUUACGUGGUUUAGCUCGGCCUUCACGUCAUUUUCUCACUUUUUCGACGAGGAGAUGAAAAUGCUCGGACGAGACGUGAGAAUGGCGCAAUACGUGCAGUGCAUGACUUGGAAAGAA